CCCCGCCUCCCUCUGCACUUCCUGGGUCGGCAGGUUGCCUUCACCAAAAUGUCGCUGUCCUGGACGUGGGUGUGCCGCGGUCCGGCUUUGGUGGUAUUGUACGGAAUUCAGUCUGUUGGGCUUAAGCGCGGCGCGUGCAGCCCCACGGUGCUCCGCAUAAAUGCGAGCUUGACCCUUUGCAAACACUACUCCUCCUCCAAAGCCAGGCUUGGACUGGCAGGCCGAGUGCUGUCCCGCCUCCAGUGGGCCAAUCAGAAGUAUGAGAAGUUUCUUCAGCGACGUUUUCCCCGCUUCUACAUUUUGUACCACACUUUUAUGACAGGGUUUCGGCUCCUCCUCAAAGAUGCCAAGGAGGUGAGAGUGAUAAAGACAAAAAUGAUCACUGGCAAAGUGCAGUUCCAUGAACUCUCCUACCGUGAGAUGGAGAAACUCAGACAGUUUCGACGAGACAUGAUAAAAGCCAUUCCCUUGGUGCUGAUCUCUAUCCCCCCCUUUGCCAACUACCUGGUAUUUGUCCUCAUGUACCUCUUCCCCCGGCAGCUCCUGAUUCGUCACUUCUGGACACCACAGCAGCAGGUGGAGUUUCAGGGGAUUUAUCAUGCCUGUCGGGCCCAGAAGUAUGCUUCUAUUCUGAAAGGCCUGAUGAAGGCAGUACCAGACAUCAAUGACCGGCAGCUACAGAGCAAGCUUCUGGAUCUGUGUAAUAAGGUCCAAAGUGGCACACACCCCCAUGUGCUGGAAAUCCAGUCGGUGCGAAGCCUUUUCUCUGGACUGCCCCUGGGUUUGAAGAGGCUCAGUGUAGAUCACAUGAGAUUGCUGUGUUCCUUGUUCUUCCUGACCUCCCACCUUCCAGCCUUCUUUAUCAGCCGCCGCCUGAACAGCCAUGCCUUGGAGCUCUUGCAGUUGGACCGCAGCCUCAGCAGACUCGGUGUGAACCAGCUGAAUGAGCCAGAGCUCCGGCAGGCAUGUUAUCUGCGGGGAGUCAACUCUGCCAAGCUCAGCACCAAUGAGUGCCAACGCUGGCUCCACCAGUGGAUUCAGCUUUCAUCCAAGCUCAAAGAGUCGGAAGCAUCUUUGUUGUUACACAGCAUGGUCCUGCUGUCUAGCAACUAUCCUAAGCCUUUAUGUCGUUGACUGAGGGAAAAGGAGGCUGCUUUUCCAUUCUCACUUCAAGGUCUCCAAUGCACUGAAAUCAUUGAAGGUUGGGGCACCGGUGACAGAGAAUGUACUAGGAAGGGAGCAGACAGUGGCAUUUAUUUAUUUAUUUUUUACACAAUAUACAUUUACAUUCUUGAUCUUAAAAAUAUUACACAGCUUUCAUUUAUUAAUGUCUGCUACAUGUCAUUCCAGAGCUAAGGUUUUGGAUUAUUACAAAUAGAGCAUUUUGGCACUGAAAAUGCUGUAGUGGACGUGUGGCUCCUUUGUGCUGUUGACUCUGAAGUCAGUCCUGUGGUCAGCAAAACAUGCAGUUCUUUGCUCUCAUCUUCCACAGGGGACAGAUUAAGAACGUGAUGUAAAAUGUCUUUUUACAGUUAUUCAGAGCAAAACGUCACUGACUUGUGUUACUGUCAUAAAAAACAUUCCUCUUAGUACCAAAAACAAAGGAGGAAUGGUGCAGAUUUCAUUUGAAGGUAGAUGUUCCUUUGUUUGCUGUUGAAACAACAGCUCUUUUGGCUUUUUGUUAUAUGCAUUGUCCAUUUUCAGUCAGACAUAUAUUUCAAAUGAAUUAGUUUUUUUAAAACAUUUAAUAAAAUACAUUGGCUUUGAAAGAGUCCUGCCCUGGACAGCCUGCUCUUUAUAUAUUUACCUAGACAGGGGUCUCAUUCUCAUCCUAAUGAUAUUUAAUAGUGAAGGAAGUUUUCAAAUUGAUUCAAUAAUAACUUUUAAUAGUUCAAGCAAGGGAAAAAAAAAAAACAUUGUGACUAAUGUGGUUAGUUAUUUAAAUUUGGUUUGUACAAAUGUUGCAGGGAAACCAAAGUCAGGUAAUAAUAUAAAAAGAGACAUUUAGCGUAAAGAAUAAUGUGUUAGAGGGAAUAAUAUAUACAUAAAUGAAUUUCAAGUGUCUCAGGUUUAAUGAUUUGCUUUUUGUCUCUUAUGUUCUCUCUUUCCAUGUUUUGGAGUGGGGGUGUAUUUGACAUAGGCCAUUCAUUCCGCUUAACCUGAGAGCAAUCUUGUGCAUGUGUUGCUUCCUGUGUUUAAAAGCAUUUUAAUCAAUACAGCCUGUUAGCUGUAAGGCUUUGCUGUUCCCUUUGGUUACUUGAAUUACCUGUGUUGUUUUAUUGAAUGUGUGCAUGAGGAGAAACCUUAAGGUUCACCUGCACAGAUGGACUUACCCAUAAACACACAUUGCUAUAAAAUCAUGGUUCUUUACAUUCUACAGUGAAAUUCCACUUCUGAAAAUCUAUCUAGUUCUUUAAUACUUUUAAAGCGCUUCAAAAGUUGAACUAGAUUAACAUACUAGAAGUUGUCUGGGAACAGUUUAAGCAGUAAUAUAUUUAUCCGCAUUUACCUCUCACUGUCUAAACAGAAAUGCAUGUGUAAAUAUUAAGUAAAAUUGACCUUUAUUUGUUAUGGCUAAGAUGAAAUGGUACACGGAACUACUGUGCGCCUCUUUUUUUUUUUCCCACAGUUCAGCCACAUAGAUAAAUUGUUAUAUUUUGGGGAGAGGGAAAGUAAUGCAGUUUGCUCAUGUCUGGAUGAUUCUCUUGUUCACUAUUGUCAUCAGCAGUCUGCGAAGGUUAGUAUUGUUAUAUAAAUUAUUUAUGAAAACAAAGUUACAAUAAAUGUGCCAACAUUUUUGCAAAGGACUGUUGACUUGGUCUCUGUAGAAUAGAGAAACUGUACAGUGAAUAACUCAAAACAUUUAAGGGGAAGAGAUGUUCAAAGAGGAAGCCUCGAGGAAUUACACACCCACAAGUUUUAACGCCUCUUUCCUAACUGCAGCCACUUCUGCAUUCUUACUGAACGUGUGUGUAUUUUCUGGAACUGUGAAGUAGGGCUUCAUUGAUCAAAGGGCCAAAACAAGACAAAAUCGUGAGACAUGCUGAGAUGUGAAAAUUCCUUAAAAUUAGUGGUCUACAAGUAACUAGAACUGUGAAGUAAUGUUGUGAACUGCAUUUAGCUCUACCCUAAAAUGUGGAUUGUGGUACAAGGUCCAUCACUUGACUCCUCUGUUACAGGUUUAAGUCUCACUUCACCACUAUAGGACUGCUGAACAAGGUGCUUACCUGAUUCGCUCCAGUAAAAACAUACUCAGCUAUUUAAAUGGGAAAAUUAUUGUAAGUUGCUUAACAGGAAGCUACUUUGGAGAAAACAGCUCUGCAAUCGGUCCACUGCAUAAAGUUCAGUUAUAAGUGCAAUUUGCAUAAAACACUGUACUGUGCCCAUAUAAAAGGCCAACAGCUUUUCUCUGGUAUCCAAACUUAACUCAUUCCUGAAAUCCGGAAUAACCUGGUGUCCAGAUUCCAAAGAGGCUCUUCCAAUUAUUUCUUAUGGGAAACAUUUCAAUCUGUUCCCAGACAAGGCUACUCAAAACAACCCAGAACACACCAUUCUAAAUGAUCACUUCUAUGUAAUUCUAUUAACACUGUGCAGAUGUAUUCCGUAUGACAUUUUAUCCUUAGUUACUAUUGGUGCACUUUCCUGUGACUUAAGUGCUGUGGUAAAUAAGAU
This is a messenger RNA of Scleropages formosus (Asian bonytongue), 3672 nucleotides long. RefSeq names its product LETM1 domain containing 1 (gene letmd1). The record is from RefSeq and is a predicted model, not a curated record. Gene Ontology annotation, molecular function: ribosome binding. The coding region runs from base 49 to 1134 and encodes 361 amino acids. Gene Ontology annotation, biological process: intracellular monoatomic cation homeostasis. The transcript is spliced from 9 exons. NCBI's taxonomy places the organism in Eukaryota, Metazoa, Chordata, Actinopteri, Osteoglossiformes, Osteoglossidae. Gene Ontology annotation, cellular component: mitochondrial inner membrane.